AUGCCUACUCUUAAACCGCUCUUGUUGGCGGGAGGCCACUCAUCGCGAAUGGGCACUCGCAAAGAACUCUUACGAGUCGUCGAUGAUGUCCCCUUGUUCGUCCAUCUGCUGAUCAUCCUACGCGAGGCAUGUCCCGAGUCAGAAGCGGUGUUUCUUUCACUGCGCGAUCACGACUCAUUAAAAGCCAUUGCGAACGAUCGCCAUAUCACUGCCGUCGCACACAAUCAACUGAUCCUCAACCGUGGGACUACCACUUUCCCGGUCCAUGUAGUCUACGACGGUCCCGGAGUACCCAGCGAACAUGACAGCACCGGCAUUGGUCCAGCAGCCGGAUUGCUGGCUGCUCAUCACCUGGAUGAUAGUGCUUCCUGGUUGGUAGUCGCCUGCGACUAUCCAUUCAUAUCUGUCGCCGCGCUGUCUCAACUUCGUUGCGCAUGGACUGCACCAGUCACCUGUUUCGAGAACAGAGAUGGUUUCUAUGAGCCGUUAUUGAGUAUCUGGUCUCCGGAGGCAUUGCGCGCACUCAAAGGCAACGUUCAAAAUGGCAUCCUCGGUCCCAGUGCGGUGGUGAAGCGUCUGCAUGGCAAGACGAUACGACCAAACAAGGAGAGCUGGAUCUUCAAUGUCAACACGCGUGCCGAUUUGGAGCUGGCGUCGAAUAUGGAAGGCAAACCCCAAGUGAGUUGA
This is a messenger RNA of Aspergillus lentulus, 687 nucleotides long. Its product is annotated as molybdenum cofactor guanylyltransferase. NCBI's taxonomy places the organism in Eukaryota, Fungi, Ascomycota, Eurotiomycetes, Eurotiales, Aspergillaceae. Gene Ontology annotation, biological process: Mo-molybdopterin cofactor biosynthetic process. The record is from RefSeq and is a predicted model, not a curated record. Gene Ontology annotation, molecular function: nucleotidyltransferase activity.